GUAUGCCAAUAAUGAGGAAAGGACCACAAAAGUCAGAAUUAAACCAAAAGCAAACUUUAUUCCCUGUGGGAAAAUACUUCUAACUGGUUAAGGUCAGGGGUCAGACUCCUGGUGCUGACAGUUCUGACCUUUGAAAGGGCGUGAGCAGUCUUUGAAGCAUAAACACUGGAGCAGAAGUUCCGGGGAUAAUAAAGAAGGAAUUUGUAAAUUGAGGGUUAGUUCUCCAGUCCAGGGUGUGGCAGGUAGCAGGAUGUUGGUACAGGCUCAAGGCUAUUCUCAGGCAGUGAUUUUAUCUCCAUCUUUUUUUUUUUUUUUUUUUUUUGGUUCUUUUUUUUCGGAGCUGGGGACCGAACCCAGGGCCUUGCGAUUCCCAGGCAAGCGCUCUACCACUGAGCUAAAUCCCCAACCCGUAGGCACGGUCUUACACUUAAGCCACAACUCCACGACAACCAGACAUUUCAUGUCCUCACAGAAAAGCUAUCACAAUGUAUUCCGAGUAACCCACACAAACCUUUCAAGAGCACUAUGUCCGCACAGCCCCAAGGCGCCAGCUCCCACGGGUCUCUCGUGUCCUCACUUGGAGCCCUUUAAUUAUUUAUUUACAGGUCCGAACCUGUAGCCCCGAAGAGCAACAGCAUUGCACUUUCUAGGAUUUCUACCUUCACUCCUAAAGGUCCCGCCAAGGAAACGCUGGCAUUCCUGUGAGAGGCUGGACAGGCCACUAGGCUUUUUGGGAAAUGUAGUUUACAAAGGGACAGCCACCUCGCAUUCCCAGCUCCUCCUCCGGCUAUUCCCGAAAAGACGGGUCCUGCAGCUGCUCACGUCCAGCGCUGCUUCGCAGCCGGCGUCACUGUCUCGCGGCGCUAAUAGGCUCAGCCACCUAGGCGCCUUGGGCUAUCACUCCUAUCCCCAGCACAGGAAACUCAAGCCAAGCUCUGACCGGAAGUUGGGCCGGGCCGCGGGUCCUUCUGGGAGCACCUGUGCUCUGGGACAUAACGGGCACGCGCUGCCCUCUGAGUCUGUGGACUUGGCUGCGGGUUGCCUGCAUGUAGUGUCUCUGAGAUUGGGUUUCGGGGGGUUUUGGCUGCUGGCGCUGCCGGGACCCCUCCGCGGGAGAGGCCCGAGUGGUCCGGUUUGCUCCGGCCGUGGGCUUCAGACUGGGCGCGGGCUCUCGGGGGGCUCGGAGUAGCUCGGAGUAGCUUUGCGGAGUGCUCUCCGCUAGAAGGCGGUACUCGCGACUGUUUGGAGCUGCACCCAAAAAACUGGUUUCUCAUGAGCAGCAUAACAACUGGCCUUACUAUUAAUAGGUCCUGCCUCCCAACUCUAAGGCUGAUAUGUGCUGUGAGCCUGAAGAUGGCUGGGAACAGAUGUCUGUCAUGGGUGGAGAACUUCUGACCUGAGACCCACAGCACAAGCUGCAGGGUCCUGGGAAAGGGUGGACUCUGGACCUGCAGGCGUCUUGACAAGCACUAAAUGACCGUCUCAACCUUGAAAUACCAGCAACAGCUGCGGGGCAUGGAGCGCCUGUCCCAGAUGGCCGGAAGAAGAGCUUGGUGUUCCGAGGACUCUGCACUUGGCCAGGAAGAAGAGGACAUGAGCAGGCCUUCUAAAACAGUGACAUUCAAGGAUGUGGCUGUGGACCUUACCCAGGAGGAAUGGCAGCAAAUGAAGCCUGCUCAGAGGGAUUUGUACCGAGAUGUGAUGCUGGAGACCUACAGCAACCUAGUGACCGUGGGUUGUCAUGUCACCAAACCAGAUGUGAUCUUCAAGUUGGAGCAAGAAGAUGAGCCGUGGGUGCUGGAGGAGGAGAUGUUUUGGAGACGCUCUCCAGCUGCAAGAGGAGGAAUGAAGAGUUUUCUCUCUAAGGACAUGGCCAAGGACCUGAAGUUCGAGGAUGUGGUCAUUUACUUCUCUCUGGAAGAGUGGGAGUGCUUGCACCAUUCCCACAGGAAUCUGUACCGUGCUGUGAUGUUGGAUAAUUACAGCAACCUGCUUUCACUGAGUCUUGCCAAUAUGAAGCCACGUGUGGUCUCCCUUCUAGAGCAGGGGAAGGAGCCCUGGAUGGUUAUGAGGAAUGGGACAAAAGUGUGGUGUGCUGAUUGGGAGUCUAAGACAGAAACCAAGAACUUCCUUCCAAAGGACAGUUCCAAAAUUAAAACAUCACAACAAAAGAUGGCAAAAAACUGUACACGCUCCAGCCUUGAGGACAGCAGGGCCAGAGGUAACAGAGAGGUCACAUGCGAGUUGGAGAGUCAGCAGGUCCAUGAGGAGCGACACUUGAGACAAGCUGUGGUACCCUCUGUCGAGAGGCCUGGUUCCAUCCAGUGCACAGCCCAUAGGGAGGCUCACCCUGGAGGAAAACCCUGCAGGUGUGAGAAAUGUCAGAAAAUGCUCGUGCGCAAGGCACCUCCCAGUGAACGUGAGCAAAGUCACAGUAAGGAAAAGGGCAGUGAGUACACACAAAGUGGGAAGGUCUUUAACUGCACGUCAGACAUGGCAGUGCACCAAAGACCUCAAGAAAGCCGAAAAGGCAGUGAGAGUAAGAAAAACGCCAUCCCUUGUGGUUCUGACACCCCGAAACCUCCAGGUGCUCAGGGCAGUGAGAGGCCGCACAAGUGUAAGGAGUGUGGGAAGGCCUUCCAGACGCCCUCCCAGCUCAGUCACCAUCAAAAGCUGCAUGUAGGUGAGAAGCCCUUCAAGUGUAAGGAGUGUGGGAAGGCCUUCCCCUCGAACGCCCAGCUCAGUCUCCACCAGAGAGUUCACACUGACGAGAAGUGCUUUGAGUGCAAGGAGUGCGGGAAGGCCUUCAUGCGCCCCUCGCACCUGGUCCGGCACCAGCGCAUCCACACCGGGGAGAAGCCUCACAAGUGUAAGGAGUGUGGCAAGGCCUUCCGCUACGACACGCAGCUCAGCCUCCACCUGCUCACUCACGCUGGGGCCAGGCGCUUCGAGUGCAAGGACUGUGACAAGGUGUACAGCUGUGCCUCCCAGCUCGCCCUCCACCAGAUGACACACACCGGAGAGAAGCCCCACAAGUGUAAGGAGUGCGGGAAGGGCUUCAUCUCCGACUCACACCUUCUUCGCCAUCAGAGUGUUCACACUGGUGAGAAGCCCUAUAAGUGUAAGGAAUGUGGCAAAGGCUUCCGUCGUGGUUCAGAGCUUGCCCGACAUCAGAGAGCCCAUUCUGGUGAUAAACCCUACAAGUGCAAGGAAUGCGGGAAGUCCUUUACUUGUACCACCGAGCUCCUUAGACACCAGAAAGUCCACACUGGUGAUAGACCCCACAAGUGCAAGGAGUGCGGGAAGGCCUUCAUUCGCAGGUCAGAGCUAACCCACCAUGAAAGAAGCCACAGUGGUGAGAAACCCUACGAGUGUAAGGAGUGUGGGAAGACCUUCGGCCGUGGCUCAGAGCUCAGUCGACACCAGAAAAUCCACACCGGGGAGAAGCCCUACAAGUGUAAGCAGUGUGGGAAAGCCUUCAUUCGAGGAUCUCACCUUACCCAGCAUCAGAGGACUCACACGGGACAGAGGAGUGAGUGAGUUGCCUUCGGAAAAUCCAUACAGUUUAAAAACCCUGUGGUGGCUGACAAAGUUUCAGGGUUUCUCAUCGGCACUAGAAUUCAUACUCAAACACCAGUUAUGUCCAGAAGUGAUUGGUCACAUGUCACCAGAAAGAAACCUUAUAAUCACAGAAAUCGGGACUUGCUUCAGAAUUUAUCAUAAAGCUUUAGUUGAUGAAAAACUGGAAAGUUCCACGAAUGUACAGAGAGGAGGAAUGCCUCUCCGUAGCUAGAGCCAAAGAAACAGGCCUGGGGAUUGAUAUCUGUGACCUCAGGAGGGCAGUGGGCAUGUCGGAGAGAUUAGCGGUUGGAUCCUUUCCGCUCCCGCCCUGGGCCAGCCCUCCGUGAGAGAACUCAGUAUCCAAGUGCAAUCCUCUGUCACACCUCAGGCCACACUAAUGCUACCAUGCAGUACACUUGCCGUUCACCCACUCUACGUUCAUGGAAUGGUUGCUAGUUUAUACAGUUAAUUUGAACUUUGGAGUGUGGGAAGGAUUCGGCCAUGUUGACUUUUUACAUGUCUUCAGGGCAAAUGAUUUACUGACUACUCAGUUCUUCUGUAAAGUAGCAGUGUCAGCCCCGUGUUUCUAGUUAUGCUCUAAGGGUGCGUACAGUUUGUGAAAUAGCGUCCAGCUAGUGUCUAAAGAGUGCCACGAGCAGCAGGCAUGCUGCUACACGCCUGUGAUGAUGCACCGGCCAUGCUGUUACAUGCCUGUGAUAGUGUACGCACCUGGAAACCGAAGGUAGGAAGAUAAUUUGAGGCUAGCUUGGAGACUCUAGAGUGAAAAAACAAACAAAAAAUUAUGCCAAAUAUAGCUGCUUUCUUUGUUAUUAUCAUAACUGUGAAAUUUAUAUAACAGUCUUAUAAGAGGAAUGCCUUACAUGUCCAGUAACUGGAGGGACAUCUUGCCUUGUCUCUUUGACUGUUAGAGAAUUCUUAGGAAGAAAGACUUACAGCUUUCUUUUAUAGUUUACCCUUCUGCUGGUCAGAAGCCUCAUAAUUGGAAUGUGGUGAGGUCACUGAGAAGGGACUGGGAUAAUUUACUAAGGCCUCCCUGUGGUGCUACCUAUGUCCUGUAAUCCAGGCAUUUGGGAGCUAGGAACAGGACAGGAAUUCAGGUCCAUCCUGGUCUACUGGUGAGUCUGUGGGUAGCCUGAAGUCUCAGAACUUUCAUAAACAAAAGCCAGGCCGUCAACUAUACACAAGAGGACUGGAAAAUAGUAAAGCUUUAGCCAAGAUUCAAUCCUCCAUAGGAAAUGUCAAAGAUGCCGAUAUAAAUACAUUUAUAUCUGAAGGUCCGUUAGGAAUAAAUUACACUAUAUAUUGAAAUUUGUACACUGACUGAAACUACUGUCUGAGGAAAAUGAAUUUCCCAUCAUAGUGUAAAAAAAUGGGAAUUGUAAGGUCUAGGAUUCUGUAUUAUUACCUGUUACAGUUCCUCGUCCCGGGAGUUCUCAGUAACUAUUCUAAGGAACAGAAGAGCAAAUAAAAACUCCAGCUGACAAACUAACAACAUUAAACUUGGCAAAGCUAAAGCUUGGAGUAGAUGAGACAAACACAGUGUUGUGCAGGACAUGAAGCGCGUAUGAAAUACGGCUCAAAUGAGCAGACAGUGUAGGCUCUGCCCAUCCACACAGGUUAACCGGUCUCCUGCCUGCUCUCCUGGCUGUGCCAUGGUCUCAGGUGUGGCUGACUGGGCAGGAGACCACCAUGGGCAUAGUAAAGAGAUCAGGGACAUGGUCUUCCCAGCUGCAGGGAGCACAUCAUGCCACCAGGUGGUGCCUGUUGUCUGGGGCUGAGACUGCCAUAGGACACACGUUGUCAUUGGCCUUGUGGCCUUGUGGAACCACGAGCUCUCCAUUUCCUGGACCUACAGAAUAGAAAUGCAGACACUGACAUUAGUACUCAGCUCUUUACCGUAUAUAUAAUGCUUGGAAAUGCAGCAUGUAAGAAUAUUUCUACCCAGAUAUACUCAGUUUCAGUAACGUAGGACGUUUAUAUCCAGCCUUUUAUAGUAUAUCUGACAUGAAGAAGCAUUAUUCUCCGAAGUAUUUUCUUAGCCAUAUUAUUGAAAUAUAUAUUCAACUUAAAUUUAAUAAGAUGUAGUAUAUUUACUUAGAGCAUUUGAUAGUGUGUUUUUAUAUCCUGCUUUUUAUAGUAUAUCUUAAAUCCUGGAAAAGUAUUGUUUUCCUGACUGAAGUUAGAGCCAAGGAGAAGCUGCUUAAGGAGCUACACUCAUUCCUCUAAAACAGUCACCCGACAGCUCAGACACCUUCUACCUCUUCAGGACGUGAGGCGCUCAGGUGGGAAGGCAGCAAACCUCACCAGAUGUGGGGAGGGCAGCAGCAUUGGGAAUCCAGUCGGAUAUUUACCAGCCCAUAUCAGUGUAUGGUACCCAGCAGCCCAGGAAAUGAGCAGCAAGGUGCUUUGGGCAAGUGAGGACUGUACAGUCAGCUGUGAAGUCCCCUCCUUGUCCUUCCUGGUCUGUAAGCGGCCAUGGAGAGAGCAGUCUGCCGUCUCCCUGCAGAGCAUCACCUCCUGUGUUAGUGAAAGCUGCUAAUGACUUGACAGCUUCUGCAGAGCAGUCAUGACAGUUGAGGCAGCAUGUGGGCAUGGGUGCACACGCGUGAGGCCAGCGGUCAGGCUAGGGUCCUGCCUCAGCCGUCUGCUUUGGUUUUCUAAUUCGGGGUCUCAGGAGGAGCUGGGACUUGCCCAUUAGGCUCAGCUGACUGACCAGUGAACCCCAGGGGUCCACUCACUCAGCUCUGUCUCCCUAGCAUUGGAACGCAACACAGGUGCACACAUCGCCUGGCCUUUUCACGUGGGCUCUGGGGAGAUUUGGAGGUCAGGGCCUCAGGCUUGCGCACGCAGCAAGCACUUUACUGACUGAGCCAGCUCCCAAGCCAUAAAGUAAUUUUUAAAAGGGAGAAAUAACUGAGUGUUAAUCUGCACUGGUGUAUUAACUUAAUAGAUCUAUCUGAAAAUUUUAACUUCUUCUAAGAGGAGAACUUGCACAUUUUAUAGGAAUUGAAUUAAUAAAAGUUUUAAAAGGGUGCUUUUAGUACUGAUUUUAGAGUUGGGAAGAUAGCUUUUUAAUUUUCUGCUCCUAUAUACGGUAUUUUUCCAAGACUUGAAUGUCCUCUCCCAAGUUUAUGUAUCAUGAUGCCCCUGAAACAAAAAAUAUCCUGCAGUGAGUUACUUAGAAAGCGGCAUGCGUGCACUGUUUCCUGAGUGCUAAUAGCGGGUGCCACACUGCCAUUCUCUGUGGAGACGCACGCAAGCCUAGACUUGUCUUGAUCGCAGGUUCUGGGCGGGGAAGAGUGUAGAGAGUGGGAUUGUGCACACAGGAAUACAGGCUCCUUUUCUCACACACUGGUGUCCUAAGGGUUGGUUCUAGUCACUACUCACAACCUAUCUCAUAGCACAGACAGGCCCUGUGCAUGCAGCCUGUUCUUUCCUGGCAAACAUUAGCCUGGCCAUCAGCAGUGUGAGAGAAGCCACGCUUUACCUCAUGUGGCUGCCUCUGUCUCUAGAGAGCAGCUAAACUGCCUUAGCGAAGCAGACUUAAAAUGUGCUUGGUGCCUUAUUGUUUCCGUGUGGAGCUCAGGGGAACCAGUGUGCCUUCCGUUUGCACUUCCUUGCCGGCUGGGGAGGUGGAGCGUCUCCCUGGCCUGCAGGUCAUUUGAGCUUUGUUUCUGUGAAUUGCACAUUGCUAUCUGUCUCACUUUGUAACAGGCCUAAGAGAUCAUAUCACACAUGGGCAAUUUGUUGUCUAGUCUAGUGUCUGUCAUUUGGCCCUGUUUCUGUCAUGGUUACCAGACGUUGUUAUGAAGGGCCAGACAGUGAGUAUUUCAGGCGGGGCCUGUGUUUCUGCAGCCUUUGCCACGUAGAGCAUCCUGCACAAGCCAACGGUUCUCAGCCACUUCUCCCACGUCCCCAGGAGACAUUCACCAACGUCCAGGGGUAUUUUUGUCACUUUAAAGAUGACUGCUGCUUAUGUCUAGUGGGCAGAGGCCAGAGAUCCUUUUCAGUGUCCUGUGGUGCACUACACAGCCCCCAAAACAAAUGAUGUCAGACUCCAAAACGUCAGUAUGUUCUGGUCAGGAGAGAACUGGAUACCACUGUGUAUCAAUAAAACAUUCACAGAAACAAACUGGCCACAUCAAGCCUGUAAGGUGUGCCUUCCCAUCCGUUUUAAGUAGUGUUUAUCUGUAUUAUUAGUUUUGUUUUUGAAAUCUCUUUUACCUCAAAUAGUUUUUUAUAUUUUAUGGCUUUAAUCUUCCUGCCUAAAACCGCAGAGAAUGGGUUGCCUAUGUGUAAUGUUAGCCCAGUAUUUCUGAAGCGUGGGUUUGUGUUUGCUUGGUUUGGGUUGAGAUUUUAUAAAAUAAAAUAAAUCAUUUCAGAAAAGUA
Rattus norvegicus (Norway rat) is the source of this 7971-nucleotide messenger RNA. It is a transcript of the gene Zfp568, whose product is annotated as zinc finger protein 568. The record is from RefSeq and is a predicted model, not a curated record. Gene Ontology annotation, cellular component: nucleus. Gene Ontology annotation, biological process: regulation of DNA-templated transcription. NCBI's taxonomy places the organism in Eukaryota, Metazoa, Chordata, Mammalia, Rodentia, Muridae.